UGCUCCCACCGGCUCCUGCUCCCGCUCCCAAAGUCCCGCUCCCGCCCCGCUCCGGUCCCCCUCGGCUGGCGGCGGGCGGCGCUGCCCGGGGGGCGGGGAAGGGCACGCCGGGGAGGCGGCACCGCGCCCCCACCUGCCUCUCCCCCCUCCUCCCUCCGCCGCCGGCGAGGUUAGUGAUGAGGCGGCCGCGGGGAGCAGCCGGAGGGGUUAGUUCGCCGCCUGCCCUCGCUUCCCCGAUGCUCUGAGCCGGCGCCUCCUCCUCUCCCCGGCUCGGCCCGGGCUGGGUGCUCCGCAGCCGCUCCCCCGCCGCCCCGCAGGACAUGGAGUCCCCCGCCGCCGCCGCCCCCCUGGACGCCACCCCGGACCCCGCUAUCGUGCAGCCCCCCGGGGCCGGCCCGCCGCCGCCGCCCUCCCGGGAGCAGCAGGAGCAGCUGCGCAUCGGGGAGAGUGGGCAGCUCGCCGAGGGGCUGGAGGACAGAGGUUUACUAGAAAGCAGUACAAGGCUAAAACCUCAUGAAGCUCAAAGCUACAGAAAGAAGGCAUUGUGGGUUUCCUGGGUCUCCAUUAUUGUCACACUGGCUCUUGCAGUGGCUGCUUUCACUGUCUCCGUAAUGAGAUACAGCGCGUCAUCCUUUGGAUUUGCUUUUGAUGCUACCCUGGAUGUUUUGUCAUCAGCGAUAGUUUUGUGGCGUUACAGCAACGCAGCUGCUGUGCAUUCUGCACACAGGGAGUACAUAGCUUGUGUUAUCUUGGGUGUCAUAUUCCUCCUGUCAUCUAUAUGUAUUGUGAUCAAAGCCAUCCAUGAUCUUGCGAAGAAGGUGCUUCCAGAAGUGGAUGAUUUUCUGUAUAGUGUCUCCGUUUUAAGUGGAAUCCUUUGCACUGUCUUGGCAGUAAUCAAAUUUAUGCUGGGAAAGGUCCUUACAAGCAGAGCGCUGAUAACCGAUGGUUUCAACUCUCUUGUAGGUGGAAUAAUGGGAUUUUCCAUCCUUCUUAGUGCAGAAGUUUUUAAACACAAUUCUUCUGUCUGGUAUCUGGAUGGCAGUAUAGGAGUUUUAAUUGGACUUACAAUAUUUGCCUAUGGAAUCAAGUUGCUUAUUGACAUGGUACCCCGCGUGAGGCAAACGCGCCACUAUGAAAUGUUUGAGUGAAGGUGCCGCCCUCUCCUCUGUAAGGACUGUAAAACUACAGCAUCGUACGUUUUGGCAAGUGGUGCCAAUGGUAUUUUACUAAAUAUGCAGUUUGUUUCCCGUGGUCUGUUUUUGUUGGAGUUUGUUUUAAUGGGAAAUCUCUCUGUAAAACUGGCAUAUGUGCACCCUGCUUGCAAUUCAGCGCGACAGCAGCAUUUUUUUUUUCCAGUAUGCUAUUGAUUCGUGUGACGAUAGAAAGCCUGCAGUUUGCAGUUUUCACCCAGCUGCCAUGUUGUAUAUUGCAGAGUGAAAGUGUUCUUAAUGGUGUGAUAAGCCUGUGGGUAAAGAAGUGCCGGGUUCGGAUCUUGUUUUCUUAUUUUUCCUCUGGCCUGUAUUUUCCCAAACGCGUGCUGUAGCAGAAGUCCAACCCUUGCUAACCUCUUCGGCUGACAGAGUAUCCUGUGUAGAGUCUGGACACCAAGAGCUGUGUUGCUUCAAACACUUCGGUAGCUACUUCCAACCCCCCUCCCCAUUCAAAUAGACACACAGAAAGAGCAGGCACAGACCUUUCUGUGAUCAGAGGGAUGCUUCAGUUUAAUCCUAAAUUAACUGAAAUGAUACCUCUUCAAUUUAAAUUCUAUUUUUUUUUUCUUACCAAGACACCGUUCAUAGCUUUGCAUGGACCAAUCAAGCACACACAGUAUUACUGUACAGACCAAAGCCAAAGAGUCGUGCAAGGAAGAGGAGCUGCUUAAAGAAUGGGAUUCUCGUCUUCUGUUAUAUUGUAUGCAGAUGUACCAGCGUGUGUGACUGUGUGGUUGCUCUGUAGUCUGACGACGGCACAGCAGUGGCUCAAUCUGGUGGUGAGAUACAGAUCUAUUUAUUAGAUUUAGAUUGUCCCGUAAAGUGUUGCUCACCUUCCAUCACACAUCUAUUACUUGAUAGGAGGUUAAAUUAUCAAAGAAUCUUGAUGUAUAAUCAAUAAAACUGGUAUCUAUUUUAUACAGUAUCUGUAAGUAACAUUUAAAAACUAUUUCCAGAAUGUAUCAUAGAACAAAGUCUUCCUGUAUAGCAGCCUAUUAAACUGGAUUCUCUGGCUAUAUCCAUUUUCUCUUUAUUUUAAAUGUUCCAGGCUGGUUUUCACAGCAUAGACCAGUAUUGUUGCUUCUGUUUAUACAGGUGGAUAAAACAAAAAUAAGACAGUGCCUUGCAGAGUUUGAAAUAGGACUGUGGUAAGUAGCCAAGCAGCUAGGAAAGGGCAUUUCUAGUGAUGGGACAAUAGCUACAUAAACUAGAGUACAUUACAAUGAGUCUGUUCAGUGGGAACACUGAUAUUUUAUACUGGUGCCUUUUGAUGCUAAAAUCAUAUUUCCCACUGUAUGCCACUUAGCAAGUUCUCAGCCAGAUCAUUAAGGAUCUUUAGUAAAAGCUGACUCCAAAUGAGAUGUGUAGGAAGAGACCACCCAGUGGUUUCACUGUCCCGACAGUGACUAUACGAGGUGCACAAUAUUGGAAAGAUGAUGCUUAGAUCUGCUUGAAACAGAAAAUUCUUUAUGGCAAAAUUAAUUUUGUUCUGCUGCUACAGCUUCUUGAAGUAUUUUGGAUCAACUAGAAAAUUUGUAUAGAUAGUUGUAUGCAAACUUGAUAAUGUUGGUGUCAGUGCUGAUGCUGCUUGUGCCUUCCUGUCACAGGACGAUGUUAGAGCCAUCACAUGUCACUCAGCAGUAAGAUAAAAGUAAGUACAAUGCCUGACAAGAUAAAGGAGGUGUUUCAUAAAUGCAUUCAGCAAGGACUCCAGAAAGACUGUAAAGUAUAGAAGUCGUCACUGUCCUCAUCACAGGUGGAUUUUAAAAUAUCAAGUACCACCCCAACCCCUUUUCUUCCUACGCAGCUUCCUAAUUUGUUAUGGUUUUGCUUAGUCCUGGUAUUUUCCCUUUGUAUUUCUUCUCAAACUUAAUUCCACGAAGUGAGCUGUGGAACAGAGAUUUCCCCAUGGCUUAACUACCUUUUGUCAAGCAUCCUGAAGAUCCUCAGAAUCCCAGAGCCAGAGCCUGAAUGUAGCUGUAUUAGGCAGUUUUGUUAGUCUUAUUAGUACUGUUUACCCUCUUCCACCUCUCCAGGGGCUUUAUUAGUUCUCCAGUCCCAUGGCUGGUCAUUAGAAUGGUGCUUGGCAGCAACUAGAAGUGUUGCUCUGCAGGGCUCUGCGCUCCAGCAGCCUCUUUGUAGCAGAGGCCGGUGCCAACUGCUUCUGAAGGAAAGCAAGAGGGUGAAAUUGGUUGUGGCAAGAUACUUGCCUCCUGCUGUAACCUUUGCAACACGCGAAUCCCAGACCACUGAAAAUACAGAGGACAUUGAAACCCACACCCAGGCCGAACAUGAAAUAAUUCUGUUAAAAAGCUGAAGGUGAAUAGGAGCACAGGACUGUGCCGAUGUGUGCAUGCACGAAGCAAGGUUAAACACCAAGUAAACAAAACAUUUCUUUUGGGAAUUCCAGCGUGCUCUUAGAGGAUGUUUGUAAGUACAGGCUCCAGCUGCGUAGCCUUUGAAAAGGAGAUGUGGUUACACAAGUUAAUUGUACUUUUCUCUUAUCAUCAGAUUAAUUUAAAGCAAUUGCAGGAACUUUUCAGUUACCACAGAUACUUCAAAGCAUUUCUGAUAUUAGCAGGUACAUACAAGAAAAUAAUGGGAAUCCUUGUGAUACUUAAAAGGAAAAAGACCAGGAAAUAAUGAUACUCAGAAAUGAAGGCAAAUACCUGCUGAUGAAACCUUAUAGCAUCAGGGAGACUUCGUGUGGUACUUUACAAUAGGAAAGAAAGUAACCGCUCACCAGUCUCCUGGGACACGCUGCUCUGGCCAGUCACCCCUCAAAGGUAACAGUUUCUGUCAUAGUUUUCUUUACUGAAUGUCUGUGCCAGUUGAUUUUUCAGACUAUGAGAUAACAAAGAGUGCUUCCAGCUAAGCUAAGCGAGGGUGGACUUUUCAAAAGCUGAAUUAGCUCACAAGCACUUUGACUAAUCACCUGAAACUUGGCACCAGCCAGCCUCGCGCUUUGCUUGGUGAUCCCAGGGCACAGACACUUGUCAGCACUGCCAGCUUCCCUUUGUUGUGCACAGGGCACAAGGAAAGAAGCUUCAGCGUUCCUACAAGGAACAACAGUGGCCAGCACAAAGACUGCAAACUGGCACUUAUUAAAGCCCGGCCAAACUCAGAACUGCAAAUUAAUCCCGGAAAGUGGUUAUGAAUCUGAGCAGAUGCUUUGAAUUUAGCUAUUGUUCAGCUGAGAAGGAAGAUAUCAAAGCCCCUCUCGUCAAGGAUUACACCAGCUGCAGUCCUGAAUCCCAAGCCCUGCCCCACAUACACCAGGUGGGUAUGAGGUGUAUUUUAAUAAUGGGAGAUGAUAAUGUUCCACUUA
Molecule: messenger RNA, 4539 nt
Organism: Cuculus canorus (common cuckoo)
Lineage: Eukaryota; Metazoa; Chordata; Aves; Cuculiformes; Cuculidae
Gene: TMEM163
Product: transmembrane protein 163
Exons: 9
Coding region: 321-1148 (275 amino acids)
Cellular component (GO): synaptic vesicle membrane
Molecular function (GO): zinc ion binding
Source: RefSeq, a predicted model, not a curated record